CCGGCGUUGCCUUGGCAGCGGCGGAGGCGGCUCCGGCUAACGGCGGCGGGAGCUCCCGGGGCGCCGCGCCCCACACGGCCCGGCCCGGCCCGCCCCCGGCCCGCCCCGGCCUGCCAGCGCGCCUUUGGAGCCCUCCAGCCAGGCCCUCCAUGUCCACAGCCAGCAAGCAGCUCUCCCACCAUGAGCUCUGAGCUGAACGUGCCGGUGGAUCCCUCCCCCCCCGCCUGCUGCGCGGAGCCGGGCGCCAAGGGCAUGGACUACCGGGACUGGGUGCGGCGCAGCUACCUGGAGCUGGUCACCUCCAACCACCACUCCGUGCAGGCCCUCUCCUGGAGGAAGCUCUACCUCAGCAGGGCCAAGCUGAAAGCCUCCAGCAGGACCUCUGCUCUGCUCUCGGGCUUUGCAAUGGUGGCGAUGGUGGAGGUGCAGCUGGAGGUGCAGUACAAGUACCCGCAGAUGCUGCUGAUCGCCUUCAGCGCCUGCACCACGGUGCUGGUGGCCGUGCACCUCUUCGCCCUGCUGAUCAGCACCUGCAUCCUGCCCAACGUGGAGGCCGUCAGCAACAUCCACAACCUCAACUCCAUCAGCGAGUCCCCCCACGAGCGCAUGCACCCCUACAUCGAGCUGGCCUGGGGCUUCUCCACCGUGCUGGGCAUCCUGCUCUUCCUGGCCGAGGUGGUGCUGCUCUGCUGGAUCAAGUUCCUGCCCGUGGGCUCCCUCCCCAGGAGCGAGGCCGGGGGCGGCGGGGAGAAGGCGGGGGGCCACGCGGGCUGGCAGUCGGCGCUGGUCUCCACCAUCAUCAUGGUGCCGGUGGGGCUGAUCUUCGUCGUCUUCACCAUCCACUUCUACCGCUCCCUGGUGCGGCACAAGACCGAGCGCCACAACCGCGAGAUCGAGGAGCUCCACAAGCUCAAGGUGCAGCUGGAUGGCCACGACAGGGGCAUGCAGGUGGUCUGACCCCCACCCACCCGGGGGCGCUG
Dryobates pubescens (Downy woodpecker) is the source of this 980-nucleotide messenger RNA. It is a transcript of the gene ORAI2, whose product is annotated as ORAI calcium release-activated calcium modulator 2. The transcript is spliced from 4 exons. Gene Ontology annotation, molecular function: store-operated calcium channel activity. Gene Ontology annotation, biological process: store-operated calcium entry. Gene Ontology annotation, cellular component: membrane. Bases 181 to 957 code for a protein of 258 amino acids. The record is from RefSeq and is a predicted model, not a curated record. NCBI's taxonomy places the organism in Eukaryota, Metazoa, Chordata, Aves, Piciformes, Picidae.